Molecule: messenger RNA, 838 nt
Organism: Pyrus x bretschneideri (Chinese white pear)
Lineage: Eukaryota; Viridiplantae; Streptophyta; Magnoliopsida; Rosales; Rosaceae
Exons: 2
Coding region: 113-526 (137 amino acids)
Source: RefSeq, a predicted model, not a curated record
AUAUUUUUCAAAGCUAAAACCCAAUAUUGCUUUCAUUAGCCUUAACUUGUAUGAAAGUUGUUCAGGGUUUAGCAAAUAUAAAUCUAACUUUUGUGGAUCUGCUUAUACGUGAAUGCUGAUGGCCAUGACGAGCGGCGGGGUUGCGAAAUCAAAGAUGUUUAUGCUUAGUUCAUAUUACAGGGAAGCUAAGCACGCGCAAGGAGAUCAUCGACGCCAUUUCAGCAGCAAGCUGAGGGGAGCUGCAGAAAACAUAUCAAGCAGAAUGGUUGAGAGUGAUAGUGAGGAUACUGACAUGAUGGAAAGUGAGACUGGCAGUAAUAGUUCAUCUUCAUGGAGGUGCAACUGGGUGCCACAUCCAAGAACAGGAAUAUACGUUCCGAAGGGGCAUGAAAAGGUCAUGGAUGAUGUGCCUAAGGGAGCUGCUUCUCUUAACCAGACUUUCUGGCUCAGGAACGUCGACGGAGUACUUGAGAAACCCGACCCGGAUACUCCUCCUGAGCAUUACUAUCACUACACGCAUAUGUAAUGUGACAAAUGGACCGUGAUUCAAUUCAUCGUGAUCGCGAUCAUCGUUAUAUAUAGCUGAGUAAUUAAAGGUAAUAAAAAUUAGUACUAAGGAUAUUCUGAAUAAUAUAUGGCCACAUAUAAUUUGAAGCCCGGAAGGGUUUUACGACUUUCUUUGUUGUGGCCAGAUGCAUAUAUAGAAGCAGUAGUAUAGGCUGUAUAGCAGUGUAAUUAAUAAGCUUGUGCCCCUUAGUAAUUUGGCUGCAUCAUGGUGCUAGUCAUUUGUAAUUAAGGUAUAUAUAAUACAUUAUAUAUAAAAUAAUGUUUACACAUA